CUCAAGACCAGUGUUUCUCGCUCUCCUUCCUUUCCCCCUUCCUCCUCGCCACCACACGGGCGAACAGGGCAGCCGAGGAGAGACAUCGCCAUGGCGUCGCGAUUCCUCGCCCGAUCCAAAACCCUAGCCCUCGCCCUCUCCCGUGCCGACGCAGCUCCAGCGCCCCUGUCAGGAUCCCGCGCGCUCUCCUCCCUCCCCCGCUACCCCGUGGUCUCUGCCCCGGCCCCGGCGGUCGGAUCCCCUACCCGCGUCGGCAAGGUUCUGGGAUAUGAGCCAACAUCACACCUCAGCGGCACACAAUUUUCGCCACGUUGGUUUUCUACUAUAGUACCAAGUGGAUCUCCCAUGCAGAAGACACAGAUCUCAGAGACAUGUAAGUAUGUUCCUGGAGUGGAACACUCUGAUGCACUGAAAGCAACGGAAGGAACCUCCCCAAAAGUUGUGGCAUUCAGCCCAUUGGAAGCAGCUAUUGCUAAACCUAGAAGCAGUCCAUUGACAAGUGAAAGUUCCAAAGUUAGUCGAUCAGAGAUAGCAACUCAAGUUACAUUUUACAUGAUCCCAGCUCUGCUUCUUGCCUCCAAAAACAGCAUAAGUACCUCUCUUAUGGUUGGGGCGGUAUACCAUCAAAUAUACAUGUUCCACAAGGAGAUCUUUCUGGACUACGUGCACCAUGAUAUCACCAGGAAGUGGGCUUUGAUAUACUUCAAGCUGCUUUUACUUGUCAUGGCAAAGGACACCAUCGUGUACUUUGAUCUGUUCUAGGUUCACCAUGUAAUGAUGAUCAUGGACACAAAGCUAGGGCGCUGGCUGAUCCCCCUGCCUGAACUUUCUUCGUUUCCAACCUUUCCUGCUCCCAACUUUGCUUACCUUUUUUUAAUCCAUGCACUUGAAAGGGAUUGCUUAGUGAACAUUCAGAUAAUCAGUUUCUGCAAAUAAGUUACCAUGAUACGAGAGCGGAUGACUGCACUCUUGUUUGUAAUAAUAGUAAAUAUCAACAUGGCAACUCAUAUUUUCUAGCCCACUGCAGUUGCGCAUAUUUUCCGUUGCAUGAAGUAGGGCUGUCAAUUAUCAAAGUACAUCUUUGUUGAAGCAGAAACUGUCAUUGUAUGUUCGGUAGCUCUUCAGUCAAGCAACCUAUCAACAUUUGUAUC
Molecule: messenger RNA, 1151 nt
Organism: Brachypodium distachyon (stiff brome)
Lineage: Eukaryota; Viridiplantae; Streptophyta; Magnoliopsida; Poales; Poaceae
Product: succinate dehydrogenase subunit 4, mitochondrial
Exons: 3
Coding region: 91-762 (223 amino acids)
Biological process (GO): tricarboxylic acid cycle; mitochondrial electron transport, succinate to ubiquinone
Cellular component (GO): mitochondrial inner membrane
Source: RefSeq, a predicted model, not a curated record